Contarinia nasturtii (swede midge) is the source of this 4235-nucleotide messenger RNA. RefSeq names its product DNA repair protein complementing XP-C cells homolog (gene Xpc). The coding region runs from base 146 to 4033 and encodes 1295 amino acids. The transcript has 8 exons. Gene Ontology annotation, cellular component: XPC complex; nucleus; cytoplasm. Gene Ontology annotation, biological process: nucleotide-excision repair; mismatch repair. NCBI's taxonomy places the organism in Eukaryota, Metazoa, Arthropoda, Insecta, Diptera, Cecidomyiidae. Gene Ontology annotation, molecular function: single-stranded DNA binding; damaged DNA binding. The record is from RefSeq and is a predicted model, not a curated record.
UGCAUGCAAACAUAUAUAAUGUGAUAUUUGUUUGAUUUAACAAACAGAGAACACCGAAAUGAAGUUUUAAUGUCGUUCAUAAAUUAAUUUCAUUUCAUACUACGGAACUUAAUCUUCUGAUAUAUUCUGAUUUACAACGGCAGUCAUGUCACACAAAGGAAUUUUUGAAGAAUCGGAUGAUUUUGAAGAUGAAAGUGAAUCGGGAGAAGAUUUUUCAGCGAGUGAAGAUGAAUGGAAACCAGGAAAAGAUGAUAGUGUUACCGAUGAAGAGGACGAUGUUGAUAAUACAAGCAACGACGACGAUGACGACGAUGACGAACCCAAGAAAAAAAGAAGUAAACAACAAAAACUAAAGAAAACAAAGAAAAGCAUUAAAAGAGUACCGAAAUUGACGUCAAGUCGACGAUCGACAUCAUCAUCGUCUUCAUCACUUCGAUCGAAGUUAUUUCGAAAAUAUAAUCCACUACCGAAGACUGUAUCAAGAUCACCCAGCACCACCAUUCCAGCAUCAGUGGCUGAAAUAUUAUCAAAUUCACAGUAUAAGCAACGCAAACAAAUGUCAAAAGCAACAGCGGUUUUAAGUGAUUCGGAAAGCAGUGAAGACGACGGUCUAGUUAAUCCAAAUGAAAUUGAUUUUAAUUCGGACUUCUUCAAUGUCAAAGCAAAUGAACAAUCACAAAACAAUGAGCCCGUUUUUGAUUGUAAUGCUGGCAUGAAAUUGUCCGAUUCAUCCGAUAAUGAGGAAUUCGCCGAAGUACCACCUGAAACGAAUAAUGAUGAUGAACAAAAGCAAUCAAUUGUUGAGAAAAUUAAUAAAAAAUCAUCAAGUCAAAUGCAUGAUUUCAGCAAUUUACAAACGUUUGCCAACAAUCUCGAAUCGGCAAAAGCACAAUUGGCCAAAUUGAAAGAUAAAGAAUUGAACACAAAGAAAACCAAUACGCAGGAAUCUGAUGUUACGAAGUUGUUGUCGUUGGGCGAAGGACCAUCUACGUCCAGUCGAAAGCGAAAACACAAAAGCGGCCAACAUUCAGAUGACUCGGAAUGGGAAAAUGUUUCAGAUGAUGACAGGCAGAUUGAAAUAAAAGAUAUUGAAAUUACGGUAAAUGAAUCCAAGGCUGGCAUUUCACGUGCACAAAAGAAAGCCAUUGAUUUAGAGGCAUGUCUUAAGCGACGUCUAAACCGUGAUAUCAAAGAGAAACAAGUGUAUUUGCAUAAGACCAGCGUUUUAUGUUGGAUUGCACAUGGAAAUUAUAUCAAUCGAAGUUUAAACAAUAUGAAAUUGAUGGAAAUGUGCCUGAAGCUAUUGCCAUCGAAAAAUGCAUAUCCAAAAGGUGACACAGACAUCAAGUAUUUUCAUAUGUUAACUGAAUGGUUCAACAGUGUCUUCGAUUUGAAGUCAACGAAACUUUAUUGUGACCUAAAGAAACUGCCGCCGAAAGUACUAUCGUUGGCCCUGCAAAUUCAAUCGAAAAAAGUUAUAAGCAAAUGUGACUUUGUGUUGCUUUUUGUAAUCAUGCUACGUUCACUUGGUCUCCAGUGUCGUUUGGUCAUAAACUUGAAUGUGCCGCCAUUGCGACCACCGCAAAAGGAUCUGUUCGUUGUUUCAUCUAAGGUGAAAGAUGCCACAGAUGUAGAUCCAAAUAAGACGACCAAGGAUGAGCCAAAACAAACAUUGGCCAAAAAGAUCAAGAGUUCAGCCGAAAAGAUGAAAGCAUCGACAAAGGAAAAGUCAACCAAAAGCAGCAGUAGUUGUAGUAGCAAACAUCAUGACAAAUCAUCUGAAUCAAAAUCAAACAAAUCACCGAAAAAGCAUAAUAUUUCUAACAACGAAUUGGAACAUUCGAACGCUGAAAUUCCUCGAAUUAAAGAUGCAAAAGUGAAAUUGUCUCGAAUGCCUCGCUUGGAUUCAGAUACUGCACAACCGACCGCAUCAUCAAGCAUUUCAUCAACUUCUCAAAAGCAAUCAUCGACAAGCAAAUCAAAGAAACCAGAAAGUGAUAAUCGAAGCAAUAAAACAAAUACUCGAAAACAAGAAAUGCAACAUAGUACGAAUGUUAAUUUAGCUGUGAAUGGUAAGAAAACAUCAAAAGAUGAUGGUAAUGCAGUAUCACAAAAUUCAAAGAAAACUACUUCAAACGCAUCUGAAAAAACAAAUGAAAAGGUAUCGUCUGAAUUUUUGAAAAAAAUCGAUGCAUUUUCCAAUCCGGUUUCGAAUGUUAAAAAAGAUGUUGCACGUCAACCAAAAAAACUAAACCUCGCACGCCUAGAUAUAAAUGUAAAUGCUCUAUUACCUGGCGCUAAGCGCACCCAACCUUCCAAGAAAAGUGAUAAAGACAGUUUGGAUGAAGUGAACCCGGAGGCAUCCGAAGUUGAUGGUUCUGAGCGAUUGGUCAAUUUGAAUCGUGAUCGGCCAAAGAAUCUCACGGGGCGUCCAUCGACACGUGUCGGCCGAAAACUUCACUAUCAAAAGUCGCUGGAUGACGAACAAUAUUCAGCUGAUAACAAUACGAAAAGCAAUUCAACUUUAUUAGCAAAAUCAAAUUUGAUUGGAACACCAACGAAAACCAAAUUAUUCGAACGAAAAAAUAGCGUUGAUUUAUCAAAAUUGAAAAAUAAACCGAAAGAAAUGCUUGCCAGCACGUUUUCACCACGAAAAACUCGGGCACAAGCUGCAGCAAAGGCUAUGCCUGUAGACACGGCAAAAAUAAAAUCAAAGCUUAAAUUGCCACAGUUGGAUGGUGCACAUGAUAUUAAACAAAAAGACAAGGAAAAGAAGAAGAACAACGCCAAGAAGUCACAGUCUGAGGAUGUAUCAUGCAGCGACAGUGAUUUUGAACCUUCGCCACCAAAACGUGUUCGAGCCGCUGUGAAAGCAGCUGUGAAACCUGCAAACAAACUGUUGACCAAUGCAAAGAAAAUCGAUCGACGUGUUUUUUCAACCGACGAAGAAAUUGAAGUAAAUACAAAUUGUAUGAACUUUUGGGUCGAAGCAUAUGCCGAAAAAGAGAAAAAAUGGAUUGUUAUUGAUCCCAUCAAAAAGAAAGUCGAUUGUGUUGAUAUCGCUCGAAAACAUGCGUCGAAGCCAAUAAUCUAUGUUUUCGGUUGGAACAACGACAAUACAAUCAGAGAUGUGACGCCACGUUAUUGUUCACAAUUUCAUACAACGACAAGAAAACAGCGUGCCGAACAAUUAUGGAUUGAUGAAGCACUUGAAAUGAUGCUAGAGCAGCGAAAUGCUCGCACAAUCAUUGAAGAUGUGGAAUUCAGUAAAUUACACAUGGACACACCAAUGCCAACAUCAAUCAAUGAAUUUAAAAAUCAUCCAUUGUAUGCGUUAGAACGUCAUUUAUUGAAAUUCGAAGCGAUCUAUCCACGGAAUGCGCUCACAUUGGGCUACAUACGAAAAGAGCCAAUUUAUGCACGGGAAUGUGUUCAUACGUUGCAUUCCCGUGAAAUUUGGGUGAAACAAGCGCGGACGGUGAAAAUUGGCGAGAAACCAUAUAAAAUUGUAAAAGCACGACCAAAAUGGAAUCGUGUCUUGAAUCAAAUGGAAGAAGCAAAGCCGUUGGAAAUCUUUGGAUUUUGGCAAACUGAAAAAUACAAACCACCAGUUGCCGAAAAUGGCAUUGUACCACGAAAUCCAUACGGAAAUGUGGAAUUAUUCAAACCAGAAAUGUUGCCGAUUGGUACGCGUCACAUUCAAUUGCCAAAUUUGAAUCGAAUUUGCAAGAAAAUGGGCAUUGAUUGUGCUCAAGCCGUUAUUGGUUUUGAUUUUCAUAGCGGCAGCUCACAUCCAACAUUCGAUGGUUUUGUGGUGUGCGAAGAAUUUGCUGAAGAUGUUAUCAUGCAAUGGAAAAUCGAUCGAGAGGAGCAAAUUCGUAAGGAAACCGAGAAAUUUGAGGCUCGUGUAUAUGGUAAUUGGAAGAAAUUGAUCAAAGGUCUGCUGAUCCGAGAACGAUUGAAGCGCAAAUUUAACUUUGGCGCCGAAGAAAAAACCGAUAAAAACACUGCCACAAAACGAAAGAAGGCAUAAAUCCAUUUAUUAUCGCAUGCAUCAGAUCAAAAAAUAACACAAGAAAAACACUCAGGAAUUAUUAUCACUAAAUAUUUAAAUAGUCAUUUUAUAUGAAUAAGAUUCGUUACAUUUUUUUUGCAAGUAAUUUUCGUUUAUUAUAUGUUUGUUAUUGAUGAUAUAUACGUAUCCGUUCUUACCCAAUCAGAAUUUUGUAAUUUUU